Molecule: messenger RNA, 1424 nt
Organism: Colletotrichum godetiae
Lineage: Eukaryota; Fungi; Ascomycota; Sordariomycetes; Glomerellales; Glomerellaceae
Product: short-chain dehydrogenase
Exons: 3
Coding region: 422-1333 (303 amino acids)
Source: RefSeq, a predicted model, not a curated record
GGGCAGCCCACAGCGGGAGAUGUGGUCCCGAGCCGGCCCGGGGAACGUGUCCUCCGCUAACAUCUGGGGUAAAGGCCCACCAAUUGGCGGGGUAUUUUCCCCAAACCAUGCCUAGGUACGGAGUACACAGCUGGGAGGAGCUUCGAAUUCCCCGGUGAGCCUCGGUUCGGUCCCCAAUUACAAGCUAAAGCUCCCUCGGCCUCCGCAUCGUCAUUUCUCCUCCCACUCCUCCGCAUUUUUAUUCAUCUUCAACGUUGUUCAACCGCGCCGCAUAUCUGCAUAGCAUUUGCCAUUACGAAGUACAUCCAAAUAAAGUGACUUUCCUCCUCCAUGUAAAUUAGAUCCCUCCUGGCCAGAUUGACCUCAUUUAUUCAUCUUUUACCCAUCAAUCGAACCUCAUCGUCACAUCAUCACCAGCACAAUGUCAGACAAGGCAUCGGAUCGGCUUCAAGCUCUGGGCAAGCAGCUCGAUGCGCCUGCUCCUAUCAAGAUUGCCGGGCCGUCUGCGGCGCCGAGAGUACCUGGCAAGGUCGUGAUCAUCACAGGCGCAAACUCUCUCAUGGGCAUCGGUCGCGCGUCAGCACACCAGUUCGCCGAGAACGGCGCCCGAGCCAUUUACAUUUGUGAUUACGCAGACGAGAACCUCGCUUCUCACAAGAAGGAGCUUAACAAGCUGUACCCCAAGGUCGAGGUCCACACCCGCCAAUUCGACGCCGCCGAGGAGAGCGCUGUAAAGGAGGUUGUUUCUCACGCCAUGACGACGUACGGCAGGCUGGAUAUCUUCUUCGCCAAUGCCGGAAUUACCGGCCCUCAUAACCUAUUCACCGACAUCUCGACGGAUGACUUUAUGCAGAACCUGCGGACGAAUACGUUGAGCGUCUUCCUGGCCGCCAAGCACUCCGCCCCCGCCAUGCGCAAGACGUCAGCCGAAAAAACCACCCCCGGCGGCAGCGUAAUCCUCACGGCCUCGGUCGCCGGCAUCCGCUCCAACGCCGGCACGACGCCGUACUCGGCCGCCAAAGCGGCCGUCAUCUCCGUCGCGCAGACGUGCGCCUACCAGGCCGCCGGCACAAACGUCCGCGUCAACGCCAUCUGCCCGGGCCUCAUCGAGACGGGCAUGACGUCGCAGAUGUGGGACCAGGCCCGCGCCCGCGGCACCACGGGUCGGAUCGGGCAGAUCAACCCGAUGAAGCGCGGCGGGCACGCCGACGAGAUUGCGCGGGUGGCGCUGUUUUUGGGGAGCGAUGAGAGUAGCUACGUCAACGGGCAGGCGUGGGCUGUUGAUGGCGGGUUGAGCGCGGGACAUCCGUACGUUGUUGGGAAGCUUGCGUGAUGUGUGUGUGUGUGUGUGUGUGUGUGUGAGAGAGAGAGAGAGAAAAAGAGAGAGAGAGAGAGAGAGAGAGAGAGAGAGAGAGAGAGAGAGA